Messenger RNA from Phytomonas sp. Hart1, 1351 nucleotides. Lineage: Eukaryota; Euglenozoa; Kinetoplastea; Trypanosomatida; Trypanosomatidae. The record is from the annotation of a GenBank genome assembly.
UUAUUUUCCCCAAUAGGAAGAUGGUAUUCUACUUUACGCUCUUUUCCAACUCCUCAGUGUUGUGCUACAUGGGUCGCGACAAGUACGAGAACGAGGAGUUAAUCGCUCACGGCUGGCCGGAGGACAUUUGGUUCCACGUAGACAACCACAGUAGCGCCCACGUCUAUGUGCGCAUGCCGAAGGGCAAAACGAUGGACGACCUCAGCCUCGAAAUGAUCGAGGAGUGCUGCCAGCUCACAAAGGCCAAUAGUAUCGAGGGGUGUAAGCUGAACAAUAUCCGGAUUGUCUACACGCCUUGGGCCAACCUGGUAAAGACGGGAUCGAUGGCAGUGGGUCAGGUAGGCUUUGCUGACGAAAAGCAGCGGCGUUACCACACUGUCGUGAAGAAGGACACAGUGACUUUGAAACGGCUUGAAAAAACCCGGAUUGAAAAGGACUCGGUCGACUUCAAGGCCCUUCGAGAGGAAAGGGAUGCGGAGGAGGUUCGUGAAGGACGUGAGGUAGCCCACGCGAAGCGAGUGAAGGAAAAGGAAGAAAGAGAGGAAAAUCGACGCCAGGAGGAGCUCCGCACCUAUGCGAGUGUCAUGGACGAGCGCCUAAUGCGGACAAAUCGCGGAGAAGUACCCGAUGAGGAUGACUUUAUGUAAAGGUCCCACUAACAAGGGGAAGUAGCCUGAGUAGGAACAAUCUAGCACCAAUUACAAUAUAAACUCUUUUGGCCUCAUAUAAUUGUUGGGUGUUUUAUGGUUAAUGCCAACUCGCAUGCUUGACAUGGCUUCCUGUUUGGUAUGAGGAAUAAGCCUUACAACCAAGAUCUAAUGCAUUAACGUGAUUCAAUUUUUUUCCACCCAUCUUUUCGUGCUCACUGUGCUGCAUUACGCUAUUAAAUGUUUUUACUUGUCAUUUUCUUUAUUCCGCAUCCCGUGCUUAAAGUUGAAGUGAGAAUUCUGCUAUUAGAUUCAAAGUUCCUUUCUACAACUAGGCCCGCGACAGGGAGAAUACCCGUACUUCAAUAUCAACAAUGUGGUAGAUUACAUUUUAGACGAUCAGCUUUCCAACGUCACCAUCGACGGCGAGAUGACAUUCAGUGAGCCAUUUACCCAUUGCAUCGAAAAACUUCUUCACAUGCGGGAGCGCGCGGCAUGUUAUCUGAAAGCUACCAAUACGAGUAUUCAGACAAGGUACAGAAGAUAAGCGGUAUCUACGAGAAUGCGUAGCUGAUGAUGGUUAUUUGUCACCGAAGUGCUGAACCAAUUGUAACGCACCGAAAGCACCGUAAACUACCAGCAUCUGAGGGGACAAAAUCGACCACUGAUGAAAGAUUGUAACCGUUGAAAUACAAUUAUAAUAA